Messenger RNA from Triticum urartu, 1545 nucleotides. RefSeq names its product putative glucuronokinase 2. Gene Ontology annotation, molecular function: ATP binding. The record is from RefSeq and is a predicted model, not a curated record. Lineage: Eukaryota; Viridiplantae; Streptophyta; Magnoliopsida; Poales; Poaceae.
UGCCAGAAUCCAGCGGGCGAGAGCAACAACGCCUGUGUCCAAAACGGAAACGAGUGACCACGACUGGGCCCUUGUGCUCUCAGCUGACGCUGUUAUCCGGCCAUUAUUAAUCAGUCCACCCCCCGCCAUCCCACCGGCCCGGCGGCGGCGAUAGGCGUCCGUGAUGGUGGUGGUGAUGGAGAAGGAGGAGAUGGAGAUGGAGCGCAGGGCGUACGCGCGCGUGGGCCUCCUCGGCAACCCCAGCGACGUGUACGGCGGCCGCGCCGUCUCCUUCGCCGUCGCGGGGCUCUGGGCCACCGUCCGCCUCCGCGCCUCCGACGACCUCCUCGUCCAGCCCCACCCGCGCCACGACCUCGUCGCCUUCCCCUCGCUCCCCGCCCUCGUGGAGCGCCUGGACGGCGGCGGCUACUACGGCGGCGUGCGGCUGCUGCUGGCGAUCUGCAGGGUCUUCCACGACCACUGCAAGCACAGCGGGAUCGCCCUGGAGGACAAGAACUUCGCGCUGUCGUACGACACCAACAUUCCCCGCCAGGCCGGGCUCUCCGGCUCCAGCGCCAUCGUCUGCGCCGCGCUGAGCUGCCUCCUGGAUUUCUACGGCGUCAGGGACAGGAUCGGGGUCGAGGUCAGGCCCAGCCUCAUCCUCAACGCCGAGAAGGAGCUCGGGAUCGUCGCCGGGCUCCAGGACCGCGUCGCGCAGGUCUACGGCGGCCUUGUCUACAUGGAUUUUAGCCAGGAGCAUAUGGAUAAGCUGGGUCAUGGAGUGUACACGCCGCUGGAAGUUGAUCUGCUCCCCCCUCUGUAUCUCAUCUACGCCGAGAACCCGAGUGACUCUGGCAAGGUCCACAGCAGCGUCAGGCAAAGGUGGCUCGACGGAGACGAGUUCAUAAUAUCAUCCAUGAAAGAAGUCGCGCAGCUCGCGUAUGAUGGCCACAAUGUGUUGUUGCAGAAGAAUUAUACCGAGCUCGCGAGGCUUAUGAACAAGAACUUUGAUCUGCGGAGGAAAAUGUUUGGAGACGACGCACUAGGUGAGGUGAACAUAAAGAUGGUUGAGGUAGCGAGGAGCGUCGGCGCCGCGUCGAAGUUCACGGGCAGUGGGGGCGCGGUGGUGGCCCUGUGCCCAGACGGCGAUGCGCAGGCGGAGCUCCUGAAGACAGCGUGCCAGGAGGCCGGUUUCAUGGUGGAGCAGAUUGAGGUCGCCCCGUCGGCGCUGACAAAGGAGGAGCUGGCAAGCUUGUCAGGUCACCAGUAGCCAAAAGGAUCCCAUAUAUUCAAAUAUACGCCCUCCGCCCCGAAUUAGUUGUCUUAGAUUUGUCUAGAUACAAAUGUAUCCGGACACAACUAAUUUGGGACGGGGGUAAUAGACAAGAGCAUAGCAAGCAUGCAAUUUGCUGUCACCACAGGAGUCCAUUUUUUCUUAUUUGUUCGAGUCAUCACAGGAUCACAUGAGUUUUUCAUGUUGUUUGAUCAUACUUUUGUGUGUGGUGUAAGUGGAACACUGAUGUAUCAUCAUGAUGACGCAUGCAAAAUAAAAGGUUCCUUUUCUUA